Molecule: messenger RNA, 1590 nt
Organism: Sclerotinia borealis F-4128
Lineage: Eukaryota; Fungi; Ascomycota; Leotiomycetes; Helotiales; Sclerotiniaceae
Source: the annotation of a GenBank genome assembly
AUGCCGUCCGCCUUUUUCAAGAAUUAUCGCGUUUAUUUCCUGACGGCCGUGGCUUACAUGGGCUCGUUGCUUUUCGGAUAUGAUACCGGAGUCAUGGGAUCGGUAUUGGCCCUUAAAAGUUUCCGAGGGGAUUUCGGACUUCCGCUCGAUUCGACGGGGUUUGGGGGAUCGAAAAAUGCACAGGUUGCUUCGAAUGUUGUCUCGUUACUUACGGCUGGUUGUUUCUUCGGUUCUAUUGCCGCUGCCUUUUGCAAUGAUCGGUUCGGAAGAAAAUACUCUCUCAUUGGAUUCAGCGUCAUAUUUCUUGUUGGUGCCGCCAUACAAACGAGUGCUAGUCAUAGUCUUGGACAAAUAUAUGCUGGUCGUGUUGUUGCUGGUCUGGGUGUUGGUGGAAUGUCAUCUAUUACUCCAGUAUUCGUCACCGAGAAUGCUCCUCCCGCCAUCAGAGGUCGUAUUACUGGAAUGUUUCAAGAAUUCUUGGUUCUGGGUUCUACCUUUGCUUACUGGUUGAAUUACGGUGUCGCAUUGCACAUCCCAACAUCUACCAAGCAAUGGAGAAUCCCAGUCGCCAUUCAACUCAUCCCUGGUGGAUUCCUUCUCAUCGGUCUCUUCUUCUUGAAGGAAUCCCCAAGAUGGCUUGCCAAGCAAGGUCGAUACGAAGAAGCCACUGCCUCAAUGGCCUGGACUCGAUGCACGACAAUCGAAGAUGAAGAAGUCGUGCAAGAAAUUGCCGAGAUUCGUGCAUCCAUCGAGGAGGAACUGGCUCAAACUGAAGGUUUGACCUGGAAGGAGUGUUUCCAACCCGCCAAUCGAUUCAGAUUCAUUACUGCUUUCUGCCUCAUGUUCUGGCAACAAUUCUCCGGAACCAACUCUAUCGGGUACUACGCACCACAAAUUUUCGAGACCGUUGGUAUCUCAGCUGCCAAUACAGCCUUGUUCGCUACCGGUAUCUACGGUACUGUCAAGGUCGUCACUACUGCUAUAUUCUUGAUUACUGGUAUUGAUACAUUGGGGCGUCGCAAGUCUCUCAUCUUCGGUGCCGCCUGGAUGAUGAGUAUGAUGUUUAUCCUUGCCUCGGUCCUCGUUACCCACCCACCCGAUACCAAGUCCACCAUUGUGUCGCCUGCUUCCAUCGCCAUGGUUGUAAUUAUCUAUUUCUUCGUCAUUGGGUAUUCGGCAUCUUGGGGUCCUAUCCCAUGGGUCUACGUGUCUGAGAUUUUCCCCACCCGACUUCGAUCCUAUGGUGUUGGUCUCGCGGCUUCUACGCAAUGGUUGUGCAACUUUUCCAUUACGGAAAUUACACCGAUUGCUGUUUCGAAUAUUGGAUGGAGAACAUUUUUGAUGUUUGGGUUCUUCUGUCUCGGAAUGGGUGUCUGGUCUUUCUUCAUUGUUAGGGAGACGAAGGGGAAGACGUUGGAGGAAUUAGAUAUCCUUUUCGGAGGUAUUGAUGCUGAGCAAAGAGCUCAGGAUGUUGAGGCGGUGCUUCAUGCAAAGAAGGAUAUUGUCCACCACGAAGGUGAUGAGCCACUGGCAAGUAAAGCUGGUACUGUUAGAGUCGAGGAUAGUGCUACUACUGAGAAGACUGGUUAG